AUGCUUUACUAUCUGUCUGCAGGGAGAACCACCAGUGUCCUGCACCCCAGCAAGGACUCAAGGAGCUCACCAAAAGAAAUUCCAACUAGCAGCUAUGCUGCCUCAGCACAGGGUCUAGAGAUACAAAGAGAGGGCCAUCAGCUUCAGAGGAGCAGCCACCACCACCAGCACAGUGCUGAUGAUCUCCAGCUUCAGAACAAAGACCUCAUUUUCAGGAGUCCUGCUUCAUUCACAGAAGAGAGUUUCCAGAAUGACUACAUAGAAAAACUUAAAAUGGCCCAGAAAAAGGUUCUCAAAGAAACCUCCUUUAAAAGAAAAGACUUACAGAUGAGUCUGCCUGUCAGACUGAGACAGAAAUCCUCUAAAAGGCCAUCCAUUGAACACCUUCGGUCUUUCUCGUUAUCCAGUGCAAGUGAGGAUGCCAAACCUGUUCCUUGCUCCCCCUCCCAUCUGGAAUCCUUGGAAAGCUUCAAUAGAAAUGAAGAAAUAAGGAGGCCACAAAAAGGUCAAGCAGGGGGAAGGAAAAGGGUAACCCAAGAGCAAAAGAAACUGUGCUACUCUGAGCCUGAGAAGCUCAAUCACCUAAUGGAUAAGGAAAUAUCAUGGAGUCAAGCUAGGGAUGAAACCACUGAGCAAGGCACAGUGGCAUCCAGGAGAAGGGAUCUGGAGAACAGAGGAAAGGCAUUUUCCAGUUCAAGUGUCUCCAGGACAGAGCUGAAACAAAUCCAGCACAGUGCACUGAUCAAAUACAUGGAACGAAAGAUCAGUCAAAGGCCAGGGGGCUCACAACACCUCCCACUGCAGAAGCCACCCCUGCAGGAGAGGCUGUCAAAUCCCAAAGGCCCUCCUGGCCAGAUUUCCAACCCAAAUGGGAGCAGGAAGAUGCAGAAUGAUGAGGUUUUCUGCCAACCUCUCUCUGAACAGAAAUCACCAGAUGUUUUUCCUCCUUUGCCUUUUGCUCCCCCACGGAAUGGGAGCAGCAGGUGUGAUCCCAGCCAAGGGGACAGGAGCUGUACCAGCAAGUGUCCAUCUGCUGAAAGUCUCCCACAGGCAGGGGGUUCUGCAUCUGGGAGAGCUCCUGAGAGACCAAAAUCCACUCCUUCUUCCACACAGGAGCCGUGCAGAUGUGCCAGAUGUGCAGCAGCUCCGCGCCGGCGCCGUGGGAGCUGCCCGGGCCCCUCCAGUUUCUGUGAUCCUGAGAAAGAUGGACCCAAGAAUGAUGAACAUAAUGACAUAACUGGACGUGGGUGUGGUCAGGAUAAAAAGGAGCAGACUCCUGAAACCCCCAUUCCUGUCCCAGGAGAUGGAAGCAAGGAGAGUGCUGGAGUGGAGGAGGAAUGCAGAACUCAGUCUCUGGGUGGGAGUGCUGCACUCAAGCAUCCAGAGCAGGGGAUGCAUCUGCACACAGCACCAGCUGGGCCUCACCAAGGACACAAACAUCCAGGCAAAGGUCUCCUUGCCCAGGAAACAUCCCUGCACAGCACCCCUGAUGAUGUUCCCCUGGAGGGAGACACCCAGAGGAGGCUGCAGCCUUCUGAGGAGCAGCGGUACCAGGAGCUUGCUCUGGAGAUCAUUGCCAAAGACAGAUCUCUGGUGGGCAUUCUCAUGCCUCAUCCUCUUAGAAAAACUGCCUUGGACCUGAUGGAGGGUUUGUUUCCUGUUAACAUCUCCAUGCUGGAUAAAUCACGCAGGAAAAGGGGAAAGGCACAGCGUGUGCAGGAGAAUGACAGGAAAAGUCAUGGAGAUGGACCAGAAGAAUGUCCAAAAUCAGAGCAUGAAACCAAGCAAAGGAGCAAAUAUCCUGCCUCUAUGAGAAACCAAGUCCUGAAGAGGAACAGAGACAGCACAAGCGAGCUAGAUGACCUCACAUCUAAGAAACUGGAACUCAUGGCCAGCCUCCAGUCCAGGCUGCAGGCACUGUGGGAGGAGCAGGAGCUGGUUCUCCUGGAAGUCAGGGAAUGUGCCAGGUGGGGCGAGGAGCUGGAGGUGCUGCUGAGGGAGCUGUGCCAGCCGCAGGAGUUUGAGCGCUACCUGAUGUUCAUUGGGGACCUGGAGAAGGUGCUGAGCCUCCUGCUCUGCCUGUCCAGCCGCCUGGCCCGCGUGCAGAACGCCCUCAGCAGGACGGAUGGCAACACAGAGCCUGAGGAGAAGCAAUCGCUGAAUGAACGGCACCAGCUCUUGUCUCGGCAGCGGGAGGAUGCAAAGGACCUGAAGGAGAAUCUGGACAGGAGAGAACGUGUGGUCUCUGGAAUCCUUGCCAAAUACCUGACAGAGCAGCAGCUCCAGGACUAUCAGCACUUUGUUCAAGUCAAGACCUCCUUGCUGAUUGAACAGAAAGACCUCGAGGAGCAGAUUAAAUUUUUCGAAGAACAAUUAGAAAAUCUCGAGCAAAGUAUCCCCAUCUAA
Zonotrichia leucophrys gambelii is the source of this 2406-nucleotide messenger RNA. It is a transcript of the gene SHROOM1, whose product is annotated as shroom family member 1. Gene Ontology annotation, molecular function: actin filament binding. The record is from RefSeq and is a predicted model, not a curated record. The transcript has 6 exons. Gene Ontology annotation, cellular component: adherens junction; apical junction complex; apical plasma membrane. NCBI's taxonomy places the organism in Eukaryota, Metazoa, Chordata, Aves, Passeriformes, Passerellidae. The coding region runs from base 1 to 2406 and encodes 801 amino acids. Gene Ontology annotation, biological process: actin filament organization.